CUUCCGCCUUAAAAAAUCAACUAGCUAGUAUAGCUUCCGACACCCGUGGGUCACCAGCCCAGCCCAUUCAUACUUGAACGAUUUGAAAGAUUUUAGUUCCUCGUCGGAUCGAGUCAUAGGUCGUGGACCAUGACGCUGUUUCACUUUGGGAAUUGUUUUGCUUUGGCAUAUUUCCCAUAUUUCAUUACCUACAAGUGUAGCGGGUUGUCUGAAUACAAUGCUUUUUGGAGAUGUGUCCAAGCAGGUGCAACUUACCUUUUCGUACAGCUUUGCAAAAUGCUGUUUCUUGCCACAUUUUUCCCUACAUGGGAAGGAGGGGCAGGGGUUUACGACUUUGUCGGGGAGUUCAUGAAGGCUACUGUUGAUCUGGCGGACCUGCUGGGACUGCACCUGGUCAUGUCAAGGAACGCAGGGAAGGGCGAGUACAAGAUCAUGGUGGCCGCCAUGGGCUGGGCCACUGCAGAGCUCGUCAUGUCCAGGUGUAUUCCAUUAUGGGUGGGAGCAAGAGGAAUUGAAUUUGACUGGAAAUACAUCCAAAUGAGCUUUGACUCUAACAUUAGUUUGAUACACUACAUUGCCAUGGCAGCAGUGGUGUGGAUGUUUACGCGGUAUGAUUUGCCAAAGAGCUUCCGCCUGCCCGUGACUGUGCUGCUGGGACUCUGUGUGUACAAGGCCUUUCUGAUGGAGCUGUUUGUGCACGUCUUCCUGCUGGGCAGCUGGACGGCUCUGCUGGUGAAGGCGGUGCUGACCGGUGCCAUCUCCCUCUGCUCACUCCUCCUCUUCGUCACGCUGGUCCACAGCAACUGAGGCGGUCCAUCGUUCACAAGCCCCAUAUGUUUCUCGGCUGCCGCAUUGAGCUCUAUCUGGCCUGGGAGGUUGUCAUGGCGAUGCGUUUUUGUUACGGGUUUUGGAGGUCUUGGUGUGGGGGACUCUGUGAAUAUUUUGUAACUUAACUAAAGUAGCUGUGAUGUGAUGUUGCCAUUUACAGUAGGUGGCAUAAUAGUUGUGAUUCAGAUGUGCUGGAGUCAACAGAUUUUGAGAGCAAAGGAGGGAAAAAAAUGACCCAUAAGGCCUUGGUCUCUCACCACAUUGGACUGUUUAGAGGUGUGUUACUUUUACCAUUGUAUCAUGCAUACAUUCUCUGUGAUAAAAUGACUUGGCCAGCUAGUCCCAGUCUUCUCAAGAGGCGCUCUGGUUGAGUGUUUCACCAGAACACAUUCCAGAAGCAGUGAGAUCAGCUCACUGGUGCUGCUGGGAUGUGAAAAAUGUGUAGGCUAUUUGGUUUGGCCACAUCUGGGCUUUUAUGUAACUUGUUCUCCACGGUCUCCAGGGAUUUGAAGGCUGCUCCACACAUCUGUCCAUCCAAGAUGCUGUUGGGCCCUUGUCAACUGAAAAAGUGUUUGAAUUGUAUAAGAUUUUUUUUAUUUGUUUCGUUUCAUUUGUAAGUGGCCGCACAACUAACAUUUGAAUAAUAAAAUAACUUUUUCGAGAGAACUGAA
Engraulis encrasicolus (European anchovy) is the source of this 1499-nucleotide messenger RNA. RefSeq names its product transmembrane protein 147 (gene tmem147). Lineage: Eukaryota; Metazoa; Chordata; Actinopteri; Clupeiformes; Engraulidae. The coding region runs from base 130 to 807 and encodes 225 amino acids. The transcript has 8 exons. The record is from RefSeq and is a predicted model, not a curated record.